CAGGCACUACUCCUAACAAGUCAAUUAUGUUCUUCUACCAAAUGAAACAUACUUGGUUUAAAAUCUAAGCACAUUGAGAGAUACCGUUGCUCUUGUUUUAUCUUCAAUCAGAUCGCUGGUUGGCUUAUAUCUGACUCCAUUUGAGGGACAUAACUUUUGGUCAGAAAUCUUAUUCUUGUACUCUGACAGAAGUCACCAGAUCUUCAUAACUGGUAGUACUUGAUGCCAAUCUUCUUACAUAUGCUUGCCAAAUUAUCAUCAAUUGGCCCAAAUAAUCCAUGCAACAUCAUGUGCUCCUUAUAUGUUGUUUUUCCCACUGAAGUUAUCAAAGACUAGUGUAAAUAAAUAAUGCUUAUUUUGCAGGGCUUGUUUGCUACAACAGACACUAUGAUAGUUGCAAGCAAGAAUCCAGACUCCCCCUUUCUCUUUACACUUUCCCUUUUCCAAUUGUGUUGUGCUAGGUAUCAAGAGCAAGGUUGACAAAGAGAUCGAUCAAACCAAAAGAAAAAAAUGGCAACAGGCUUGCAAGUGUUUGGCCAGCCAGCAUCUACCGAUGUUGCCAGGGUUCUAACAUGCCUCUUUGAGAAGAAUUUGGAGUUUGAUCUCGUCCGCAUUGAUACAUUCAAGAAACAGCACAAGCUUCCUGAAUUCAUCAAGCUGCGGGAUCCGAGUGGGCAAGUGACAUUCAAGCAUGGCGACAAGACUCUUGUCGACCCAAGGGCUAUUUGCCGGUACCUCUGUACCCAGUUCCCAAAUCAGGGAAACAAGAGCCUCUAUGGAACUGGUUCUCUGGAACGUGCGUCGAUAGAACAGUGGCUGCAAGCAGAGGCUCAAAACUUCAACCCUCCCAGCUCUGCCCUUGUCUUUCAGCUGGCAUUUGCUCCUUACUUGAACAUUCCUCAAGACUAUGCAGCUAUUGCCGAGAAUGAGAGGAAACUCCAGCAAGUCCUCAAUGUUUACGAUGAGAUACUCUCAAAGAAUGAGUACCUGGCUGGCGAUGAAUUUACCCUGGCUGACCUUUCUCACCUUCCAGACUCACAGUACAUCGUGGAUUCUGAUCGGGGGAGGAAGCUCUUCACUUCCAGGAAGAAUGUGGCGAGGUGGUUCGACACAAUCUCGAGGCGCAAGGCGUGGGCGCAGGUAGUCAAGAUGCAGCUGGAGCAUCCUGGUGCGUUCGAGUAAUGCCUGGGCUGUUGCGAGCAAGUGUUGGGUUCAUCUUGAAGAGCUCCAUCGUUCAUCGACCUGGCUUCUACUGUGCUGUGUUCUUUCGUUAUCGUUGUAACUUGUGUUGUCCUCAUUUGUCAAAUCCCUUACAUAUAUUGGCUUGUGAACCAAAAUAAUACGAGGCCUAUUUGUGAUA
Lolium perenne is the source of this 1360-nucleotide messenger RNA. Its product is annotated as glutathione S-transferase F10. Gene Ontology annotation, molecular function: glutathione transferase activity; glutathione binding. Gene Ontology annotation, cellular component: cytoplasm. Gene Ontology annotation, biological process: glutathione metabolic process. The record is from RefSeq and is a predicted model, not a curated record. Lineage: Eukaryota; Viridiplantae; Streptophyta; Magnoliopsida; Poales; Poaceae.